AUGUCGCAAGAUCAGAACGACAGAGACGAGAACCAUACGGUUGAUAUCUUCUCUAAACCAAAUUCAGAAUAUUUUAGAAUUCAGCUAAAUAACUAUGACUUCUAUAUGGCAAAACCUACCUCACUAGACCGGUCGCAUGGUGAAAGCCUGCCCCUAAAUCAAUUUUCUCAGGUUCCUACUAUUCGUGUGUUUGGUAAUACAUCCUCAGGCCAUCAAGUAUUGUGCCAUGUCCAUGGUGUUCUGCCAUAUAUAUUCAUCAAGUAUGAUGGCUAUAUAUCUGACACAAGUACACUAAGACACCAAAGAUGUGCUCAAGUACAUAAAAUGCUGGAGGAAAAGAUCAAAGCAUCUUUCAAUAGAAAAAAAGAUGCCAAACAGAAUUCAACCAACGAUAAACUCGGAAAUCUCACUUAUGUCGCAAACGUGUCUGUCGUGAAAGGCGUACCAUUCUAUGGCUACCAUGUUGGUUGGACGUUAUUUUAUAGAGUUUCUUUGCUCAAUCCAUCCUGUAUAAACAGGCUUUCUGAAUUAGUUAGGGACGGCAAAAUGUUUGACAAGAGGCUUGAAAUAUUUGAAUCGCAUAUCCCUUACUUGUUACAAUGGACCGCUGAUUUCAAUUUGUUUGGUUGCUCGUGGAUAAACUUGGACAAGUGCUAUUUUCGCUCACCUGUUCUCAACAAUAUGCUGGACAUAGAUAAACUGACAUUAAACGAUGAGCUUCGAUUACUUUUGGACCAGCACUGUAACUCACCUAAUAACGUACUUAAUAGAAAGGACUUUCCUCGCGUUGGAAAUGGGUUGAUUGAGUUAGACAUUUUACCACAGUUCAUUAGAAAUAGAGAUGAACUACAGCAUAGAGAUUUACAUCACGACUUUAAGGAAAAAUUGGGAGAUACUUCUGAUAUACUAGUCAAGCCGUAUGUAUCAUCGACUAAAGCAAUGGUGAAUGAACUGAUCAUGCAACGAAAGGCAUUAUCAUUAAGUAAAUACAAAGUGACUUCAGAAAUGAAUCGUCUCGUGAACGACCACGAAUGGCAGUCUUCUAAGGAAUUUGAAGCAUUUUACAAAAAAGCGCAACAUAAACUCAGCACUUUUGAUGGUCAAGUACCUAAUUUUGAGACUUUCAUAGACGAACAUCAGAAAUUUUCAGACAUCAAAAAGCCGUUUGAAGCAUUACCUGAGAUGUGGCCAAGCCUUCCACAGACUGUAAUUACCAACUCUAGUGUAGAGCACAAAAACGAAGAGCAGCCCGAUACCUUACUUACAGUGUAUGAGACCAUGAAUAUUGAGAAUGGCCAAGAAGGAUUAACAGAAAACUGCAAUAAGGUCGAACCUGGCCCACAUGCUUUGGAAAGCAUAGAGACUUUAGAGCAUACGGCUGACUCUUUAGGCGAUCAAAUAGCUUCUCUGAGCACGGUAAAGUUUUCAAUGGACAGUAUUCUAACACAAAAUAUGGCAAGAAAAAGGAAAUUGAGGAUGCUCGGUUCUGCCGAGAGGAUUUCUCCAGUGACCAGAAAAAAGAAAAAGACUAUGACCCCAGAUUUGCACCACAGAGAAAACUAUUUUGCUUAUCGGGUGCCUCCAUUUGGUUAUCGAGAUAUUCUCGAUGAAUUGGAGGCAGAAGGAUUCCCGAAAAUGGAAUAUCAAGAGCCUUUUUUUUCAAAUCCUGCAGACCUAGAAAAUAAACCUUACGCCUAUGCGGGGAAAAGGUUUGAAAUAACGUCAACACAUUUAUCAGCAAGAAUACCGGUCCAUUUUGAAGGCGAACCCAUAUCCAUUUAUAAUAAACCCACUUUCGAUAUGUUUUCUUCCUGGAAGUACAUAAGAAAGCCACCUAGAUUUGAUGAAGUAGCAAAAUGGUGCAAAGAACACGGAUCUACAGCAACGAAAAGUAUUCAGUCACAGAUAGAUUUGCAGACACCUCAUAAUAAAUUUUUAUACAAAUUUGCUAGUGAUGCCUCCGUCAAAGAGAAAAGAAAAAACAAAACACUGUAUGAUUCUCUGACACAUUUGACGCUUGAAAUCCACGUUAACACCAGGGGGGACAAAAAUCCAGAUCCUCUAAUAGAUGAAGUCUCCAUGAUUAUAUGGUGCCUCGAAGAAGAAACCUACCCUUUAGAUUUGGAUAUUGCUCACGAAGGAAUCAUGAUUGCUCACAAAGAAAAUAUGGAUAGUAAUUUCCCCACUCAAAUUCAACAGUGUGUUGGCAACAUUCCAGUCAUGUUUUAUGAAACCGAGUUUGAAAUGUUCGAAGCACUGACCGAUUUGGUAUUAUUAUUUGAUCCUGACAUUCUAUCGGGUUUUGAAGUACACAAUUUUUCCUGGGGUUAUAUAAUCGAGAGGUGUCAAAAAAUACAUCAGUUCGACAUUGUUGAAGAGCUUGCCCGAGUUAAAUAUAAAUUCAAAAGCAAACCUCGGGAUAAUUGGGGAUAUGCACAUUCUUCGGGAAUUUUAGUCACAGGAAGACAUAUAAUCAACAUUUGGAGAGCACUAAGAUCAGAUAUAAACUUGACACAAUACACCAUUGAAAACAUUGCAUUCAAUAUUUUACAUGAAAGGUUACCUCGUUUUUCAUACAAAUCUUUAACCAGCAUGUGGAAUGCUGAAAAAAGCUCUACAAAACUGAAAACUGUAAUCUCUUACUGGCUAGCAAGAGCUCGGAUAAAUGUACAGUUGCUGAGAAAGCAAGAUUAUAUUGCUCGAAAUAUUGAACAGGCAAGAUUAAUUGGUAUUGAUUUCCAUUCCGUUUACUACAGAGGGUCGCAAUUCAAAGUAGAGUCGUUUCUAAUUCGAAUUUGCAAGUCAGAAAGUUUUAUUCUCCUCUCACCAGGUAAGAAGGAGGUUCGUCAACAAAAAGCACUUGAGUGUGUACCUUUAGUUAUGGAGCCGGAAUCCGCAUUCUAUAAAAGUCCUUUAGUGGUUUUGGAUUUUCAGUCAUUAUAUCCAUCUAUUAUGAUUGGAUACAAUUAUUGUUAUUCAACAAUGAUAGGAAGAGUAAGGGAGACAAACCUAAAUGGCAAUGAAUUAGGAGUGACGAAAUUUUCAUUACCGAGAAAUAUUUUGACAUUACUAAAAGAUGAUGUAACUAUUGCACCUAACGGUGUUAUUUAUGCCAAAACUUCUGUUCGAAAAUCAACCUUAUCAAAAAUGUUAACCGAUAUUCUGGAUAUCAGAGUAAUGAUGAAGAAGACAAUGAAUGAAGUUAACGGUGACAAUAGCAGUCUAAGAAGACUUCUAGAUAACAAACAAUUAGCACUUAAAUUAUUAGCUAACGUUACCUAUGGUUAUGCAUCAGCAUCCUUUUCUGGUCGAAUGCCGUGCUCUGAUUUGGCUGACAGCAUUGUCCAAACAGGUAGAGAAACUUUAGAGAAAGCAAUAGACAUUAUUGAGAGAGACGACACGUGGAAUGCAAAAGUAGUUUAUGGUGACACAGAUAGUUUGUUUGUAUAUCUACCUGGAAAGACUGCCAACGAGGCUUUUCAUAUUGGUAACGCUAUGGCAGAAAAAGUUACCCAAAACAAUCCAAAACCCAUUUUUUUGAAGUUUGAAAAAGUGUAUCAUCCCUCUAUACUGGUUAGCAAAAAGAGAUAUGUAGGGUUUUCCUAUGAGAAACCUUCCCAAUCCCUUCCCUUUUUUGAUGCUAAGGGUAUUGAAACUGUUAGAAGAGACGGUAUUCCAGGACAAAAAAAAAUUGUUGAAAAAUGUAUACGACUACUUUUCCAAACAAAAGACCUAUCAAAAAUAAAGAGAUACCUUCAAAGUGAAUUUCUAAAAAUUCAAACUGGUAGGGUGUCUACUCAAGAUUUUUGCUUUGCCAAAGAGGUUAAGUUAGGAGCGUAUAAAAGCGAGAAGACUGCUCCUCCAGGAGCAGUUGUCGCGAGUAGAAAGAUGAAUGAAGAUCAUAGAGCAGAGCCUCAAUACAAGGAGCGUGUACCAUACCUGGUUGUUAAGGGCAAACAGGGACAAAUUCUUAGGGAAAGAUGUGUAUCGCCCGAAGAGUUCUUUGAGAACGAGGAUUUGGAAUUAGACUCGGAAUAUUACAUAAAUAAAACGUUGGUGCCUCCCCUUGAUAGGCUGUUCAAUUUAAUUGGUAUAAGUGUUGGCGCUUGGGCCCAGGAAGUAGAAAAAUCCAAGAAAAGCAAUACAUCCGGGAAAAAAAGAGAAAAACUAGAAAUAAUAGGAACCUCUUUAACGUGCUGUAAUUGCGGAGAAGAGCUAACUCAAGUACGUCCAUCGCAGCUUUGCGAUGACUGUUUAGCAAAAAGGAGUUUCACAACAUCAUCGCUUCUAAUAGAGAAAUUGAAGAGAGAAAAAGAAUACGAAAAUUUGAAAACAGUGUGUAGAACAUGCACAUAUCGCUACACUUUGGAUGCAAGCAUUGAGAGUGACCAUAUCGCCAGUGAAUGUAAAUCCUAUGACUGCCCGAUAUUCUAUUCCCGUGUCAAAACAGAGAAUUACUUGAAAGAUAACCAAGCUGCUAAGAGAGAAAAAGCGUUGGUCUUCUUGAAUGACUGGUGA
Messenger RNA from Saccharomyces eubayanus, 4518 nucleotides. RefSeq names its product DNA-directed DNA polymerase (gene REV3). Bases 1 to 4518 code for a protein of 1505 amino acids. Gene Ontology annotation, biological process: double-strand break repair via homologous recombination; error-prone translesion synthesis. The record is from RefSeq and is a predicted model, not a curated record. Gene Ontology annotation, molecular function: DNA binding; DNA-directed DNA polymerase activity; nucleotide binding. NCBI's taxonomy places the organism in Eukaryota, Fungi, Ascomycota, Saccharomycetes, Saccharomycetales, Saccharomycetaceae. The transcript has a single exon. Gene Ontology annotation, cellular component: nucleus; zeta DNA polymerase complex.